Messenger RNA from Polypterus senegalus (gray bichir), 3677 nucleotides. RefSeq names its product cyclic GMP-AMP synthase-like. The coding region runs from base 197 to 1327 and encodes 376 amino acids. The transcript has 2 exons. The record is from RefSeq and is a predicted model, not a curated record. Lineage: Eukaryota; Metazoa; Chordata; Cladistia; Polypteriformes; Polypteridae.
UCACUCACCCUGGGCAGCAGAACUGGCAAUCAAAGGCGUGGCGAUCUAUCCGAUCCGGCUCUGCCGCGCACUCUUAUCUCUCCAUUCCGUAGUUCUCUGCAGCUGGGUGACGUGGCUGAGGUGGAACGAGUUCCGUUGAAGUGGACUCAUUUCUAAGGGAAAACUAACGAGUUUCAUUUAUCUUUCUACAAAGUAAAUGAUGUCUAAUCUUCAAGUGCUGGAGCAGAUCUACCAGGGGAAGGUGGACUUCAGUGCCCCAGAGCUUGACCCUUACAAGACAUUUGCAGAAAGUGUGGUUCACUCUCUCCUGACAAACAUCCAAACAUAUCUGAAACCAGGAGAUCCCAAGAUAAGCAAGGAGCCAAUUGGCACUGGCAGCUCUUUUGAAGGUGUGAAGGUCAAACCAGACUUGGAGUUUGACUUCAUGGUCCCAAUGGACAUCAAGUAUGUCCAGAUUAUCUUCUCAAAUGAUGAUCAUAAUGUUCCAGUAUGUUAUGGGCUCAUUCAGAUUGAACAGCCAAAGAAAGAUAUGCAAAGUACUUCCAAAUGUGAUAAAGAUACAGAUUUCAAAGAGAAAUUCUGCAUGAAGUUUGGUAGACAUGGCCAUCUGCUAUCGGCAAAAAGUAUCCAGGAAUGGUUCCAGUCCCUGUGUGCCAAAACUCUGCCAGAACUUUCCAAGAGAUUUUCUGGUAUCAGCUUUACAUUUCGGACAAGUGGCCCUGCAAGGACUUUGGUCUUUAACUGGCGUGGAAAAGAAAUGAAUAUCGACAUUGUGCCUGCUGUUCCAUACAAGCAUACCUAUCUUGUGGCAAAAAUGAGCUCUCACCUCGGGGAGGCUGCAUGGCGACUUUCCUUCUCCAAGAAUGAGAAAACUUUCUUUCAUGGCCUGUCACCCAACUCCUGUUACUUCAAGUGUCUAAAGAUCCUCAAAUACCUGAGAGAGAAUGAUAAGAAAAUGUGUCCAUCCUCUCAGCUGACCUCCAGCUGUCCUUCCUACUUUCUGAAGACGGCAUUUUUCCAUCAGGUGUUAAAAAUUGACAAACAUGCCUGGCAGAAUAAGGACCUGGAGGAUCGAAUGAAAGAUCUCCUCCAGUACCUGGCUAAUUGCAUGAAGCAACGACACCUCGCACAUAUCUUCAUGGGAAAUAGGGAGCUGGAAGUAAGGCGUGACUCAUGGGUGCAAGGCGUCCCUAGCGAGUUCUUUAGUUUUAAGAACACAAACCUAUUAAAAGACUUCAAUCCAGGAACCUUGGACCAAAUCAGGCUGAGAUUGGUUUACAUUCAUGAUAACCUGGGAGAAGUUCUUCAGACUCACCUAAGAGGUUAAUCCUAAAGAUCUGUGUUUGGACAAGAAGCAGCGACCAUUCCAUGUUUUACCCAUUCUGCCGAUCUGACACCUUCUUCUGCAUUGAAAAUGAAGUAACAUUGGCUACAUUUUGUUCUUUUGAAGAAUUUUACUUCUUAACACCAUAUUGUAUCUUCUAAUUGUCCUUUGUGGAUGUCACAUAAUCUAGAGGAGCAGAUCCAGAACAUCAUGGUCACUCGCUACUAUCCCCACAGGUUUAUAAUAAGAAGUGAUUGUACUACUGAAUCUGAUAAGCCACUAAUUUUCUUUUCAUUUUGCAUUACAGCUCCAUUUUUAAUUGAUAAAUAAUAUGCACAUUCUUCUAGAAGAUGAGCGACCAGUGCAGCUGGAGUUAGGAUUUGAUCCAAUCCAUUUUAUUUUCUAUUUUUCCAAUUUGCAGCUGAGGUCUGUGUUUGGGACAUGUGGAGCCCCCCUUUCAUUCUCUUUUCCAUUUGUUUCAAUCCUUUUUCCUAAAUACAGACCUAUGUGUGGUCUCUACUCCCCCUCCAUAGAGCUACCCUCAAAACUCUCUCAAUCUGUCUCAUCUAUCUUAUUUUCCCCCAUCCUCUGUGAUGUGCUUACUAUCUUUCAAAAUAUCACAAGUUGUUCUAAAAAUCCUAAUCAGCAGCACACACAAUUUAAAUGUGUUCAUAGACCAUACCCUACACACCAGAGAGGACAUCUCAUGGGAUUAAAACUAAGUUCUGGAUGUCAUCUUUCCCACUGGUAUUUAGGAGAAAAAUAUUUAAUUUGUGUGAUAUGUUAUAGGAAUAUUAAGUAAAUAGAAUGCUCAUAGAGAAAAGCAAAAAAAGCAAAUUACAAGAAUUAACUUCGCUGGGGUGAGCAAGUACUUUCCAGGAAGAAAGUAGUUUGAGGGCUAAGAGGAUGUAUGCAAAUAAACUGAUGGGAUGGCUGAUGGGAUAUAUCCAAAUACCAAAAAGCAUCCUCAAGCAUCCACGUAUAUGGUGCCAUUAUUAAUAGAUCGAUAAAAUACUGUGUAUAGGCUUGUAGAAUAUAUACCUGUAAGGCGUUGAGACCUUUUCAGUUAGUAUAUCAUUUGUGACCUGUAGGGGGCAUAACACCCCAAACACAAUUGUCUGGAUUCAAAUAAGAAUUUAUUGAUAGAACAAAUACCUCAAAAAAAGCUUAUUUUUUUGUAAAUUCAGGCAAACACAAUACAACUCCUUUUCUUCUUCUCUCUUUUCCACUCCUGGACCUUCCAGGCAAAUUUAGUUCAUCCUCAACGUCUGACUCCAAUUCUCCAAGUGAAGUGAGGUGGCCCCUUCUAUACUGGAUCUGAGAGUACUUUUGGUGCCACAACAUUGCAUGGUGGAAGAACUUCUGGGUUAGGUAGAAGCCCACCAAAGUAUUCUGGAACAUGCCCUAAAUGUCCCGGAAGCCUACACUGGCAGCACCAAGCCCAACCCCAAUCUAGUCCAGGAAUAUCUUACUAUUAACAUAUUAAUUAUUUCACCCACUAUUUAGCCUCCAUCAUACCCCUGUGCUUUUUCAACCUUGUAGCACUCUAAUAGUUUAUGAAUGGAUGGUCUUCACUACCUGGUCUUUGUCUAGAUGUUCCAUGCCAAACUAUAGUCUUGAUCUGAUGUUAUUUUUAGACAGCCAAUGCUUUUUCCAGUUACAGCUCCCCUAAAGCACCCACUGGUUGCACCCAAGUACCCCAACAUGGCUGCCCAUCAUGACUACAUCUCCCAAUAUGCCCUAUCAAUAUUAGUCCAACCAGAAGGAUGACACCGCCCUGUGUAAGGGGGAAUACAUGGCCCAGAGAAGAUAGGUAUGGGCAACCAACCCGCCUGGGAUUCCUGUCAAUCCAUAUCCUUCCAUAAGGGCCUCCUAGCUGAGCAAGGACCCUUCCAUUCCUGCCAGGAUGCCAGCCUGUGACACAUUGUAUUUCCUAGUAAUAUUUGAUAUGAAUAAUAUAACCGUUCAUAAGUUAUCAGCUGUUUAUGUUCUAGCAAAAUUGCAAGUAUUGCUUUGUUUUUUGUCAAUUUUAUGUAACUGUCACCAAGGCACUAUAAAAGAGAGAGUGUGAAAGCAAAAUCUCUCUCUGUCUUUCUCCGUCUUUUGGGUUGUUCUGUUAUGAAUCCUGCAGUGCGAUUCUUCUCAGGACUCUUCAGGUUCUCUCUCUUUCUGAAACUUACCACCUGCAACAUUCUUUCAACUCUGUAUCUGCUCAAUGAGAACUACCAGAUAUGAAGCUUGUUGUGUGACAUUGAUUUGAAUUGUUCUGGUCGUAUGUUUUCAUCCAUUUUAACUCCUGGUCUGUGAUAUGUCUGGUUUCUCUGCAAAUAAAUGAAUAUGAGUUUAGACAAAA